AUGAGCAUCUCUCGCAGAAGCAGAGACCACAGAACGUCCAAGUACCUCCCCCCUGAGCUGGAGAAUGAGCUGAAGGUGCACGUCUUCAUUCAAGAAGCCCUGGCCUCCAGCUAUCUCAGCGGUCCACAACUCAUCAUCGGAAACGUGGAUUCGGGCUGUCACGCCGUGUUCCACGAGAAUGAAGACGGCACCCGGUUCUACUUCCACCAUGCCAGGAUGGUGUAUGGCACAGGGUGCCGCUGCAUCGCCAAGGGCGAGAGAGGCGACAUUAGCGAACAGAUCCCCGCUGAGCUGGACUCGCACCGGAUACAGCUGAUCCUUGGGGAAGGCCCUUCCGGUCAUCGAAUGGAGCCAAAAUUUUCUGCCAUGGUGGUUAUGAAGAUAUUCCUAGGUAUGGACGUGCCAGAGGAGCUUCGGAUGGAGGAUGGCCUCUGCCGGAAAAUGAUACGACGACUGGCGAACGAUACUGGAGAGAACAAGAAGGCGAAGCCGGGACCGAUAUCACUAGUGCUUGAGACAAUAGAAGAAUAA
Messenger RNA from Anthostomella pinea, 531 nucleotides. NCBI's taxonomy places the organism in Eukaryota, Fungi, Ascomycota, Sordariomycetes, Xylariales, Xylariaceae. The record is from the annotation of a GenBank genome assembly.